GCGCAGUGUAGCCGGAAACAGUCUGGAAGCCGAAAUGGCCGGAGCGGAGGGAGACGAUUCUCUUUACCCUAUUGCGGUUUUAAUCGACGAGUUAAGGAAUGAAGACGUUCAGUUACGACUGAACAGCAUCAAAAAGCUGUCAACUAUUGCCUUGGCCCUGGGCGUGGAGAGGACACGCACGGAGCUCAUACCAUUCCUCACUGACACUAUUUAUGAUGAGGAUGAGGUGCUUCUCGCUCUGGCUGAGCAGCUGGGUAACUUUACCGUGCUGGUCGGAGGGCCGGAGUAUGUGCACUGUCUCUUGCCACCUUUGGAGAGUCUGGCCACUGUGGAGGAGACGGUAGUGCGGGACAAAGCUGUGGAGUCUCUGCGGAAAAUCUCACAGGAGCAUUCUCCUGUGGAUCUGGAGGUGCACUUCGAGCCCCUGGUGAAGCGGUUGGCCAGCGGUGACUGGUUUACCUCCCGCACAUCUGCCUGUGGCCUGUUUAGCGUAUGCUAUCCACGCGUUUCCAGCACCGUCAAGGCUGAGAUCCGUCAGCACUUCCGUACCCUUUGCUCAGAUGAAACUCCGAUGGUGCGACGUGCUGCUGCCUCUAAACUGGGCGAGUUUGCCAAAGUGCUGGAGCUAGAUUAUGUCAAAAGUGACAUCAUUCCACUUUUUACAGCACUGGCCUCUGACGAGCAGGACUCUGUGCGACUACUGGCAGUAGAAGCUUGUGUCAGCAUCGCCACGCUGCUGCCCCAGGAGGACCUGGAGACUCUGGUGAUGCCAACCCUGCGCCAGGCAGCUGAGGACAAGUCCUGGAGGGUGCGCUACAUGGUGGCGGACAAGUUCUCAGAGUUGCAAAAAGCAGUUGGCCCAGAGAUCACCAAGAACGAUCUGGUCCCAGCAUUUCAGAACUUGCUGAAAGAUUGUGAGGCAGAGGUGCGGGCUGCAGCAGCAAAUAAAGUCAAAGAGUUCUGUGAAAAUUUGCCAGAAGACAGCAGGGAGACCAUAAUCAUGACCCAUGUUCUGCCUUGUGUCAAGGAGUUGGUGUCCGACACAAAUCAGCAUGUGAAGUCUGCCCUGGCCUCUGUCAUCAUGGGCCUCUCCACCAUCCUGGGCAAGGACAACACUGUGGAGCAUCUGCUCCCCCUCUUCCUGGUCCAGCUGAAGGACGAGUGUCCUGAGGUGCGUCUGAACAUCAUCUCCAACCUGGACUGUGUGAACGAGGUGAUAGGCAUCCGCCAGCUCUCUCAGUCCUUGCUGCCUGCCAUAGUGGAGUUGGCAGAGGAUGCCAAAUGGAGGGUACGCUUGGCCAUCAUUGAGUACAUGCCGUUGCUGGCAGGCCAGCUGGGAGUGGAGUUCUUUGAUGAGAAGUUGAACUCCCUGUGCAUGGCAUGGCUGGUAGACCAUGUUUAUGCAAUCCGGGAGGCGGCCACCUGCAACCUGAUGAAGCUAGUGGAGAAGUUUGGAGCAGAGUGGGCCCAGAACACCAUCGUGCCUAAAGUGCUUGGCAUGUCUAAUGACCCUAACUACUUACACAGGAUGACCACUCUGUUUUGCAUCAAUGCCCUUUCUGAGGCUUGUGGGCAGGAGAUCACCACCAAGCACAUGUUGCCUGUAGUUUUAAAAAUGUCCAACGACCAGGUUGCCAACGUGCGCUUCAAUGUAGCCAAAUGCCUACAGAAAAUCGGACCUGUAAUAGACAGCAACGCCCUGCAGGCAGAGGUGAAACCAGUUUUGGAGAAGUUAGCCACUGACCAAGAUAUGGACGUCAAGUACUUCGCUCAGGAAGCUAUAAGUGUUCUCGCCUUGGCCUGAGCAUCUUCCAUGGGGUUUCCAGAGAACAACCAUGACAAAGCAAGACUUGUUGCAUUUUAUUUAUUGGUGGUUUUGAAUGGUUAUGUAUUAACGUCUGUGUAGCUCCUAUUUACUGUCAGUGAUAUUGAAUGAUCAAAGGGUGCAUCCAUUGUCAUGCUGUAAAUCUUUUGCUUCAAACACAGUGACACUGGAUCUGUUGCAUGCUACUUAGUGUGCACUAGGGCUGUGUUUUCCCAGUCCUGAUCUUUAAGUGUCCCUGCUUGUCAUUUUUGGGUUUUCCCCUUUGUACCCUGUUUUAAACACACUAAAAAAUUCAUAAUUAGCUGUUGAGUUGGGAGCUGGGAAAACACUAAAAUGUGCGUUCUCAGGAUACUUGACGAUGAAGACUGGAAAAUGCAGCACUAGGGACCUGAUUUAUCAGAGCCUUCAGCACAUAUAGGGCUUUAUCUGUAACAUGAUGGAAGACCUGGACAAUGGAAAAUGCCUCAGUUACUGAGUAACGUUCUCAUUUUGUACCAGCAGACCAGCUUUGCAUGUGCUGUCUGCUUUCAUAAAUCAGGCUCCCAAGUUAGCCCCCAUCCUUGGUUUCCAGCUGUUCCGGUGAAAUGUAGAGCCCAGAACGUGACCACUUUAGAGCACCGACGGGCGUUCAUGCCUCUGCAGCUGAUGAUGGGAAAUGCUAGUUUAUUUGUUUUGGUCAGACAGCAAGCUAUCUUCACUCUGUGCUCCUACUGCUACUCAACAUGGGACCAUUGCAAUGUAUCGUUCUUCAGCAACAAUUUUUCUCUUUGCCUCAUUUUCAUGUGUUUCUGCUUGUCUGAUUUCACAUUUAUUUGGUUCUGUUUUGGUGCCCCCUUUUUACAGCCAUCUUUCUCUUAAGAGAAUUUUGUGCCAAUAAUGUCUAGAAAUGAAUAUACGUUUUAAGGU
Colossoma macropomum (tambaqui) is the source of this 2731-nucleotide messenger RNA. RefSeq names its product protein phosphatase 2, regulatory subunit A, beta b (gene ppp2r1bb). The coding region runs from base 35 to 1804 and encodes 589 amino acids. Gene Ontology annotation, biological process: protein dephosphorylation. Lineage: Eukaryota; Metazoa; Chordata; Actinopteri; Characiformes; Serrasalmidae. The transcript is spliced from 15 exons. The record is from RefSeq and is a predicted model, not a curated record. Gene Ontology annotation, molecular function: protein phosphatase regulator activity; protein binding. Gene Ontology annotation, cellular component: cytoplasm; protein phosphatase type 2A complex.